Mytilus trossulus (common blue mussel) is the source of this 1717-nucleotide messenger RNA. Its product is annotated as peptidyl-prolyl cis-trans isomerase B-like. The transcript has 5 exons. The record is from RefSeq and is a predicted model, not a curated record. Gene Ontology annotation, biological process: protein peptidyl-prolyl isomerization; protein folding. Bases 43 to 798 code for a protein of 251 amino acids. Gene Ontology annotation, molecular function: peptidyl-prolyl cis-trans isomerase activity. NCBI's taxonomy places the organism in Eukaryota, Metazoa, Mollusca, Bivalvia, Mytilida, Mytilidae.
UCAACGAAAACCAUGUUCAAAUUUUCCCGCCACUAACACUUAAUGAAUUUAUCAAAUACCAAUCAAAUCAAUCCACCUCACAUUUGUACCGUGUUACGAACCGGCAAGCUGAAUUUCUUAACGAACGACUGCACACGUUUACUGCUAAGGAGGAAGAAAGUCAUAGCAGCAAUGAUUUUGGGGUGCUUUCUAGUGAUUUUUGUUGUCCCGUCGUAUGUUUUUGGUGCUUCUAAAGGCCCAAAAGUUACUGACAAAGUCUAUUUUGAUAUAGAAAUUGGAGGAGAAAAAGCUGGCAGAAUUGUAAUUGGUUUGUUUGGAAAGACUGUCCCUAAAACUGUGAAGAAUUUUAAAACAUUAGCAGAAGGAACUGAGGAGAGAGAUGGUAAACCAUUAACAUACAAAGGAAGUAAAUUUCAUCGAGUUAUUAAAGAUUUUAUGAUUCAAGGAGGUGACUUUACAAGAGGAGAUGGAACUGGAGGUAGAAGUAUUUAUGGAGAAAAAUUUGCUGAUGAGAACUUCAAGCUGAAGCAUUAUGGAUCUGGAUGGUUGUCCAUGGCUAACGCUGGUAAAGAUACAAAUGGUUCUCAAUUCUUUUUAACAACAAAAAAGACCGAAUGGUUAGAUGGUAGACAUGUUGUUUUUGGAAAAGUUAUAGAAGGAAUGAGUGUAGUAAGAAAAAUAGAGAGUAAUCCGACAGCAGCUGGAGAUAAACCUAAAAAAGAUGUUGUUAUAGCUGAAUGUGGUUCAUUACCUGUAGAUGAACCUUUCGCAGUAGAAAAAGCACCCUCUGAAGAAUAAACAGACAUUCUCAUUUGACCACAUCUUGUAUAAUUUCUAGUUUUUUGGGUCCUCUUUUUACUACUCCUAUGAAAUGUUUUUGCCAUAUAAUGUGCAAGAUUGUAAAAUUGUGAUUGUAUCUGCAUGUAUGAAUUAAAAGAAAAAUCAUGUUUAGUGGAAUAUAAUGACAGACGUGAGGUUAAAUUUGACAAAGAACUAGAAAUUAUGUAACAAGGGCCUGUGAACAUUUCUUUGAAUCUAAAUCUAUUUCAGCCAUUUUAAAUUAUUCACCCUCACUUUAGUAAUUUUGUAAAAAGUAAGUUUUUUGUUUUUUUGGAAAAAUAUUAGAGUGAUGUUGAUCAUGUUUAAAAAUGAAGCAAAUUACAAAACCUAAAAUGAAAUUACCCACAAUCAUUGAAAAUUUAAAAGUGACCAACUCCAAGAUGUACAUGUAGAAGAAUGUUUAUCAUCCUGUUAUAAUGAUGUUAUCUUCUCGUAUACCAGCAAUAAAUAGUGCUCAUUUUAUACAAAAUAGCCAAAAUAGUUUGUUUUUUAUAUCAUUGCAGUCUAAUUAUUAUAAUACUUUUUAUUAUUAACUGCCUUUUGUUUUUUGAGUGUUGUAAAUGAUUUGUUUAAAAACAAUAUAUAUAUUUUGGUUAAUCAUAUCAUUUUUCAUUUCUGUAUACAAGUGCAAGAACUAAUGAUCUUGUUUCUAAAGUUCAAAUAAAUUUGUACUUCAUAUUUUUCUCCAAAAGUUAAAUCGUAAGCUUUUUUUUUAAAAGUUAUUGUUCUCAGGUUAAAAGAUGGAACAUAUUUGUAACAAAUAAAUUAUGGAUAGACAAAUAUAUGUAGAAUUUGUCAUGAAAAAUAUAUUAGCAUUUAACAUACAAUUCUCAGAUUAUGAUAAAAACUUUUUACAUUAAAACAUAAAAAAAAUAAG